UUGAAAUCAGCGAGUUCAGCAUACACAUUAGUAAUAAUUCAUACAAACUGCAGCUGAGAUUUCAGCACAGUAUAACUGUAUUCUAUAAGCGCCUCGUUUCUCUGAGCGAAGGGGACUUUUGCCACAAGGCGGUUGGCAAUUCUGGCUCGUCUGUUUCUACUUGGCCUACUCUCCGUAUUCUGUACGGGUUUUCGCAAUCACCGGAUCGCGCGUAAAAACUCGCGUUCGCGAUCGAUUAGGCUCGGCAAGGCGGCUAAUGAACCUGGAUGCAAGGCGCUACAGUCGGCAGCAGUCCAUGACGGCAUCUCGCAAUCGUGAUCAGCGUGAUUGACCUCGAGGCGUCAUAGAAAAUUGGAGUAAUUGUCAUCGAAGCGGAUGGAUCGUGUCGAGUGUCAGUUACCUGAAAAAUGUCACGGUGCAAUCCACGAGAACGUCAUCGUGUGCGACUGAAUGCGAUAUUGUUGUGGAACAAUCGGCGAAAGACACAGGAGAUCCAACAUACUCCUUCGACUUGAGAACUCGUGUGCAAGUAAAAUCGAUAUACAACGAGCGCGAAUGUUUGCGCGAGCAUUCCUUCUGUCAAUCAAAAAACAAUAAUAAUACCAACUCAAGAGAAGCAUACAUUAUACACAUUCCUCCAAAAAGUUUUGUCAAUUUUAGUACCAAUUAAAAUACACGUUUUGUCUUCAUCAUGGACGAUGAUAUGGAUGAUAAAGACGACACGAAGCGCAAAUCACGCAAUCUCAGCGAAAAGAAACGCAGGGAUCAAUUUAACAUGCUAGUGAACGAACUCGGUAGCAUGAUUAGUGCCAAUACACGUAAAAUGGACAAAUCUACAGUUCUGAAAUCGACAAUUCUAUUUUUAAAGAAUCACAAUGAGAUAGCAGUUAAAUCCAGAGUUCAUGAGAUCCAAGAAGAUUGGAAACCGUCUUUUCUCUCUAACGAAGAAUUCACUCAUCUUAUAUUGGAGGCAUUGGACGGAUUUAUAAUUAUCUUCUCCUCGAAUGGACGUAUUUAUUAUGUUUCUGAAAGUGUUACAUCUCUGCUUGGAUAUCUUCCGAACGAGUUAGAGAACACGACUAUUUAUAAUAUAACAUAUCAAGAAGACCAGCCACACUUGUAUAAUGUCUUGUUGAAUCCUGGAAGUACGCGAGAUAGACGAACUGUGAAAAAAGAGGACCAAAUAUCUUUCACGUGUCACAUUAAAAGAGGCGGACUCAAUUUUCAGGAAGAUUCUGUCUACGAACUUGUACAAUUUAUCGGAUAUUUUCGGUCUGUUAAGGAUAACGAUGUCGACAAUUUACUGCCGAAUCAAAAAUAUAGUAACACCAACGCAUCAGACAACAAAUUAGUAUUCGUGGGCACAGGACGUCUUCAGACUCCUCAACUUAUCCGGGAAUUAUCUGUAACAGACAACACGAAGUCAGAAUUUACAUCUCGCCAUAGUCUGGAAUGGAAAUUUCUCUUUUUAGAUCACAGAGCGCCGCCCAUUAUCGGAUACUUACCUUUUGAAGUAUUAGGCACUUCCGGUUACGAUUAUUAUCACGUGGACGAUUUAGACAAUGUUGUUACGUGCCAUGAAUCACUGAUGCAGAAAGGCGAGGGAACAUCUUGCUAUUAUCGAUUCCUCACGAAAGGUCAGCAAUGGAUUUGGUUGCAGACCAGAUUUUAUAUCACGUAUAAUCAGUGGAACUCGAAACCUGAAUUUAUCGUGUGCACACAUUACGUGGUCAGUUAUGUCGACGUAAUGAAGGAAUUACGCGCUGAAUUGGAGGGUUACGAUAAAACGGAAAAUCAGGACGUUUUAAUACCUGUAAAACAAGUCACAACAUCUUGUCAAACACCAUUGACGCAAUGGUCGAACAAAUCAUCAAAGACAUUAAAGUCGAUGUCAAUCGCUUCCAAUCUCCGACAUUGCGGUGAUUCCAACACAUCUUCGAUAUCCGUUUCGUUACGAAGUUCUCCACAUUCACAAAUAACGCACGGAUCACACUCGAAUGCAGCUUCUGCAAGCAGUUCCAUAGUUUCAAAGCCGAUUACGUCGAUGGACAGUAGGCAACAGCAACAACAACAACAACAACAACAAACGCAGCAGCUGGAUGUUAAUCAAUCAUGCCCUAAUUUUAUGGAUCCACAAUAUGCAACUGUUAAUUUACAGCCAGUUGUCACAGCGGGAUUUGCGACGCCUGCUGCUCCUAUUCUUUCAACGAUGCCUACCCACGAGAUGUUACAUCAACAGGGCAUAGUGAUGACUCCUGCACAGAAUCAAAUACAAGACGAAUUACAAAGAAAACACGAAGAGCUACAACAGCUGAUUGUUCACCAGCAGGAGGAACUAAGAAGAGUUUCGGAACAAUUGUUUAUAGCCCGAUAUGGGAUUCUCACGCCGUUAUUAAAUGCGAGUAUAUCAUACAAUCCGUCGAAUUCAUGUCAACAAGCGAAUCGAUGCAACACCAACAAUACUAAUGUCCAAUUGCCUACAUCUAGUAGCGUAGGUGUUAAUGUACUUCCCAUACCUAUCACCGUGCCUAUAGUGCCUACGGAAUUAUUUUCGCAUUCCUUACAAGUGAGUCCAUCGUCGAAUUCAACGCAUGGCAAUGUAGGUGCUAUAAUUCAAACUCAACAGCAGCAACAGCAUUCACAAUUGCAACACCAACAGCAGCAGCAGCAGCCACAACAGGGACCACCUCAACAGGAAAAUAAUCCCGAUCUCGUGUCUUUCCAAAUUUGCCCGCAACAAGCCGAAAUGAUCUACGGUAACAUAGAUGCGUCCUCGAAUCAGCAAUAGACAUCAUCGCAAAAUUAAAUUCUGUGACACUCUAAUUGUAUUCAUCAGAUGGACAAGAAACGUCUUCGAACUGAUCGACAAUUAUCUGACAAUUAAAUUCUUCUAACUCUGCUGUAUUUAUUUAUCCCAGUGAAGGAAUUAUCAGAUAAUAUCUCUAUUAUCUGAUAAUGUUGCAAUUGUUCUUUUAUUUACAGAAAAAUGCAUUUUCAGAACGUGUAUAUGUGUGUAUGUGUGUAUGUCACGAAUGUAAAAUUAUUCUAAAAAAUUAUUAUAUAACUGUGUUUGUGAUAUAUCGCAUGCACAGAUAUUGCAUAAAUUGUAAUAUAACAUAUUGUAAUAUAACAUUGACGUUUUAGCAUAACGUGCAAUUUUUAAUAUAUAGAUGUAUUUAUGUUCAAUUUCUCUGAUAAACCACUGCAUGAAAUAUGGAUUAAUGGAACGCGAGAUCUAAUCGGUAUAUCUUUUAAAUUAUAAAACUACAAUAUAAAGAAACUUUGUAUGUGCCAAACUUAUGAGAAUUUAAACAUUGUAAAAUGAUCUACAAAUGAGAUAAAAAUACUAAUUUUUACUAAUUAUACUUUUAUAAUUCUGAUAACUUUUCAAGACUUAUAAUCGUAUCAAUCUUCUUCAUUUAAUUGACGGUUCUAAAAUUUCAUUCAUCUGCCAUAAAGAAAAUACAAUUUAUAUCUCUGUAAUAUGAAGAAUAUUUUGAAAACGGAAAGAUAUAUAUUGUAGCUAAGAAAAAGUGCGGCAAAACAUUUAAAAGUUAUUACGCUAUUGUAUAUGUGUAUAUUGUAUAAAAAUUAAUUUAAUUUAAAUUCUUAAUUAAUUUAAUUUAAGUAAUUUUCUCGAGGAUUGUUCAAUUAUUUCGGUAAAAUGUAAAGAGUUUACCAUAAUAAAUCAAAAAGCUCUGAUCAAAAAAGAGCACAUUGCAUAAAUGCAUAUUUAUUGAAUUUAUUUGUUCGACAAAUGACGAUAAACAUAACAUUUGGAAAAAAGGGACCAAACUCCAUAUUUUUUUCCGGAACAGGGUAUAUUUACAGAUUUUGUAUAUAUGAUGAUAAAAAAAGUAAUAUAUAAAAAGUAAUAUAUAUUUUGUUGUAUGUAUAAUAUGUAUAUGUAUAAUAUUAUCACUUUCAUACAUAUCUAAUGUAUUGUAAACAAAUAUAUGUUAGAUUGUUAUAACAUUUCAUAAUUGUUGCUCGAUAAAAAAAAUAUGUGAUGAAAAUAAACCAGAAAACAUUCCAACGAGGAAUUCGCAGGAAACCGCGAUCUCGUGAAACGCGUUCAAAUUGAUGUGAUAAUGUUCUUCAAAUAAUUGUAUAAUAUAUAUGUAAUACAACAAUUGAUAUAGAUUGGCAUAAAAGUGAUUAUUAACAAACUAGAAAAAGAUAAUUGAUAAUUUUAUGUUAUAUGUGAGAACAUGAAUUAAGACGUGUAUAUGUAUAAAGGUAUACAUUUUUAAGUAUAUAAUGUACAUUUUCAAAUAAGUAUUUUCUGCAAAAAUCUAAA
This is a messenger RNA of Nylanderia fulva, 4300 nucleotides long. RefSeq names its product circadian locomoter output cycles kaput protein Clock (gene Clk). Gene Ontology annotation, molecular function: protein dimerization activity; DNA-binding transcription factor activity, RNA polymerase II-specific; RNA polymerase II cis-regulatory region sequence-specific DNA binding. NCBI's taxonomy places the organism in Eukaryota, Metazoa, Arthropoda, Insecta, Hymenoptera, Formicidae. Gene Ontology annotation, biological process: regulation of transcription by RNA polymerase II; circadian regulation of gene expression. Gene Ontology annotation, cellular component: CLOCK-BMAL transcription complex; nucleus; cytoplasm. The record is from RefSeq and is a predicted model, not a curated record.